Molecule: messenger RNA, 1411 nt
Organism: Vigna radiata var. radiata (mung bean)
Lineage: Eukaryota; Viridiplantae; Streptophyta; Magnoliopsida; Fabales; Fabaceae
Product: PLASMODESMATA CALLOSE-BINDING PROTEIN 3
Exons: 4
Coding region: 195-1151 (318 amino acids)
Source: RefSeq, a predicted model, not a curated record
CUUCUCUCUUUGAUCCAAGAAAGCAAUGAUUCUCAGGUUUCUAUUUUACACAUAUAUCUAUAUAUAUAUAUAAAUAUGAAGAUGGGGGCUAAAAGAAAAAAGUUCUACCUCACAUAAAUCUGCACCUCUUAAGCAUUGCUCCUAACCCAGAAGGAAAAAUCAGGAUCAAGACAAAUACAAGCCAACCUGCAGAUAUGGGAGUUGGAAGUUGCCGCCAUGUGUUGUUCUCUUUGUUUCUUCUCUUCAGUUUAGGUCUAGGUAAAGCCAUAAGAUUAAGAGAGGAAGAAAACCAAGAAAUCUCAUAUGAAUUUGGUACCAAGUUGGAUGCAGUUCCUGUAGUCAACCCUACAACUCCAGGCACAGCAAAUCCAUAUCCUACACUAAACCCAACAACUCCUCAAGCACCUGGCACAAUAGGACAAACCCCAUUAACUCCUACAACCCCAUACAUGACUCCCAUAAACCCAUACGCAAACCCCACAACCCCAAAAACAAGUCCUACAAAUCCAACUAUGGUCCCACCUAGCCCUAUUACAACCACUACUCCCACAACCCCAACCACUCCUGCUACUGCAUCAGCAGGUGGUCAGUGGUGUGUUGCCAGCCAAUCAGCUGCAGAGAGCACUCUGAAGGUGGCUCUUGACUAUGCUUGUGGCUAUGGUGCAGACUGUUCAGCAAUUCAACCUGGAGCAGGUUGCUACAAUCCAAAUACUCUGAAAGACCAUGCUUCUUAUGCAUUUAAUGACUACUACCAGAAGAAUCCAGCUUCUACAAGCUGUGCAUUCGGAGGAACUGCUGUACUUACAAACAAGGAUCCCAGUAAUGGGAACUGCCGCUAUACAUCAUCCAAAACACCCAUCAUGAGUCCACCAACACCAACUUAUGUAAGCCCCCCAACUCCACCAAGCACUAUGACUCCAACUACCCCAAGUACCAUGAAUCCAACUACCCCAAGUACCAUGACUCCAACUACACCAGGUAUUAUGACACCAACUGCACCAGGUAUGACAACAAUUCCUGGUGGAGCAUCAGUGUAUGGUUCGGGACCAACAGGAAGCCCCAAUAUAGCCACAUCUGUUUCACACUCUGAAUUGCUGUUAUUUACCUUAUUUGGCUUGUGGGCUUCACUUCAUGUACAAAACUACACCUAGAUGAUGAACAAAGGGCAUUCAUUCUUCCUCUAAAACACCAGAAAUUACUCGGUCUUCAGCAGCUGUUGCAAGACUGCAAGGUGGCAGAGUCAACAUGGCCUAUUUGUCAUAUGAGUUCUCUCCAUUAAAACUAGUACUGCAUCACAUAAAUGUAUCUCUGAUAGAUCAUAAAGUAUGAGAAACUGAUAGGCUUGUAGACAGAUAUUUUACAAUAUUAGCAGAGAAGAAUAAAUUAUUAGAUUAUCUACUUCCAUUCAGAA